AGCGCGCAUAAAGAUCCUCCUGCCCAGAGCCUCGAGUGCACAAGUGUCUGCUCAGCUCUCCCGGAGCGAGUGUCUGCUCCGCUCUCUUAGCGCAGCCGCCGCGAUGUCCUCUGCAGCUCGGACUCUGCCGGCCACCGUGCUGGGCGCGAUGGAGAUGGGCUGGCGCAUGGACCAGGCAUCCAGCGAAGCCUCCAUGCAGGCCUUCCUGGACCGAGGCCACCGUGAGGUGGACACGGCCUUCGUAUAUGGCGACGGCCAGUCCGAAAGCUUCUUGGGCAGCAUGGACCUGGGGCUAAAAGACGGCAGCAAAGGAGUAAAAAUUGCCACCAAGGCCAAUCCCAUGGAUGGGAAGACCCUCAGUGCUAGCAGUGUCCGGUUCCAGUUGGAGACCUCCCUGAAGAGGCUGCAGUGCAACCGAGUAGAUCUCUUCUAUCUGCAUAUGCCAGACCAUAACACCCCAGUGGAGGAGACGCUGCAGGCCUGCAAUGAGCUGCACAAGGAGGGUAAGUUUGUAGAGCUGGGCCUCUCCAACUACUACUCCUGGAAAGUAGCUGAAAUCUGUAUCCUCUGCAAGAAAAAUGGCUGGGUCCUCCCCACUGUGUACCAGGGCAUGUACAAUGCCAUCACCAGGCAAGUGGAGACGGAGCUGUUCCCCUGCCUACAUCGCUUUGGAUUGCGGUUCUAUGCCUUCAACCCUUUGGCUGGUGGUCUUCUGACUGGCAAAUACACCUAUGAAGAUAAGGACAAAAAUCAGCCAACGGGCCGAUUCUUUGGCAAGAAUUUAUCUGAGAUCUACCGGAAUCGCUACUGGAAGAAACAUCACUUUAAAGCCAUUGAUCUUGUGAAGAAAGCACUGGCGGCAUGUUAUGAGACUGACCCUCCCAGCAUGACCUCAGCAGCCCUCAGGUGGAUGUACCAUCACUCCAAGCUCCAGGGGGCCCGUGGAGAUGCUGUUAUCCUGGGCAUGACCAGCCUGGAGCAGCUGCAGCAGAAUCUGGCAGCAGCAGAGGAGGGCCCUCUGGAGCCUGGGGUGGUGAAGGCCUUUGACGAUGCCUGGAACCUCGUCGCCCACGAAUGUCCGAGCUACUUCCGCUAGCUCCAGCCCUGGUGGUGGAGAGAGGCCCCCUCACUGAUGCUGGCUGUCCCCAUGCUCUCAGCCCCAUCAGCCAGCCUUUGCCUUAACCUGCUUCAGCCUGAGCUCUGUCUUUCAAAUUGUCCCUGUUCUCUGAAUCCAUGGUUUUCUAGCCUCCUUCCUGGAGGUGAGAUCUCUGGCCCCCUGCCCUGUUGCUCUUUCUGUUGAGAAGGGUGAGGGCCAAGAUCAUCUCAGUCCUGUCCUGUUGGAAUAAGAGCAACUGUUGCACAAGAGAGUGUCCUGGAGUGAAUUAUGAGCAGGGCUCUUCUGGGGCCUAGGGUUGGUUGGGUCCUUGGUGGGAAGGUGUCUAAGAACUUGGGAUGAGGAUUUCCCUACCUGGUCAAGGGAUUGACCUGAUUCAGGGAGCUUCACACCUUAUUCAAGGCUCCCCCAGAUGCACACCUGGGCACACUAUAAAGUACUCAUAAAUUAGUAAUCAUUAUUCAGCUCCCUGAGUGUCCUCAGCUGUUGAAUGGGGAUACUCUAGAUGAAUAAAUAUAAAUUUAUAUAUAACACAUAACCCUUAACAUGCUGCAGAAAAAUGGCCAUAAUAACAGCUGAUGUUCAUAUAGGGCUUUGCUCAACUUGCAUUUCUGGUAGAACAUAAGCUCCUUGAGGGCAGGAACUGUCUCACUUUGGGGUUUGACAGGAUCAUAUCUUUACAGCUGGAAGGGACCUCAGAAGCAUCCAGUCCAGACUCCUUACUUUUCUAAUGAGGAAACCAAGGCCUGGAGAUGUAAAGUAAUCAUUCCAAAUAAACAACAGAGGUGAGAUAUUUAACUCAGAUACUCCUACUAUUGAGCCAGUGCUUUUCCAACACCUCUCAUAAGCCUUGUACAUAGUAGGGGCUUAAUAAAUGCUUGUUGGUGGAUCGAUA
Phascolarctos cinereus (koala) is the source of this 2009-nucleotide messenger RNA. Its product is annotated as aflatoxin B1 aldehyde reductase member 2-like. Gene Ontology annotation, molecular function: oxidoreductase activity. The record is from RefSeq and is a predicted model, not a curated record. Lineage: Eukaryota; Metazoa; Chordata; Mammalia; Diprotodontia; Phascolarctidae.